This is a messenger RNA of Symbiodinium necroappetens, 2025 nucleotides long. The record is from the annotation of a GenBank genome assembly. Lineage: Eukaryota; Dinophyceae; Suessiales; Symbiodiniaceae.
AUGUCGUCACCAGCCCCGGCGCCGAAGGCGAAGGCGGGGCUGAGCGCGGCUCGGAAGAAGCAACUCCGGGAGACAUUCCGCAGCGCAGACAAGGAUGCCUCCGGACUCCUGAGCUUUACGGAGAUGUCCGCCAUUCUCCGAGAAGGCAAUCCAUCAUUGACAGACAAGGAGCUUGCAGUGCUCUUCCGAGAGAUAGACGUGAAUGGCGACCUAACCGUGGACUUCAAAGAGUUCACCAGAUAUUUGAAUUCUCAGAGCGCCUCCAAGCUCAAGAAGACCAAGUCUCGCGAGCAGGUAGCCGCCGAACGCUGUAAGGAGGAGUUUCGCAAAGUAGACGAAAACAGCGACGGCAAGUUGAGCCGAUCAGAGCUGACGGCACUGCUCCAGAAGGGGAAUCCGGACAUCGACGAGAAGGAACUAGACUUCCUCUUUGACUCAGUGGACAAGGACGGCAAUGGCCAAUUAGACUUUGAUGAGUUUGCGGACUACAUCACCGGCGCAGUCUCUUUGCCUCUGAGCAGCCUGCUUCAGCAGGAGGAGCCGGGGCCGGAGCCGGAAUUACCCGCUUGGAGCGAGACCGUGCCAGUGCCCGAGGCAUACCUGCAGCAGACCAUCAUUCCUGCAGAGCUUCGUGGCGUCUCGCGCGCUCAGCUCGACGACUUGAUGGCUUUGGUUGUUGAAGUUUUCGAGAAGUGCACCAUCUCGAACGGGGCCGAGACCGUCACACUCCCGACUUUCAAUAUGUACUGCCUUGCUGCAAAGUUCUUGAAGCCCAUGACCGCGAGAUUUCGAUGCUCCUUCGGGGAGCUUGUGAAUCGGAAUCCGAACGAGCCCGAAUGGUUCAUCUCCCAUUUUUGGGGCACUCCUUUGAUACAGACUCAGGAGAUGCUGAAGCAACAUGCGGCCCAGAGGAAAAUCAAGAAGCAGAGCCCCCUUUGGAUCGAUGCCUUCGCCAAACCGCUCCACGACAGCCAAGUGUUCCCAGCCCCGAGGGAUCUGGAGCAGGCGCCAUUUUGCAAGGUGCUCCUGAACCCUCGCUGCGUGGGCACCUUGUUGCUCCUUGACAGUGCCGGGAUGGCCUUAGAGCGAACGUGGUGCCUGCUGGAGAUCACCCUGACCCUGGACCUUCCGAAGGACAAGGGUGCCUCUCAUGCCUUCGACGUAGCAGCAUGGUGCGCGGAGGAGCAGAAAGUCGCUGUUUUGGAGGACCGAGGCUCCUUCUUUGAAGACAGUCGGAGCACCACGGUUUUUCCCCUGGACCUUUACAUCAAGGGCUACAAGGUGGCCGUCAACAGAUCCGAGACAGGCCUGGAGGAGAACAAGAAGAGAAUACUUCACUUCCUGGCCAGCACACCCUCAGACCGGUGGGACAAGGUGAAGCCCCCCGCCGAGUGCAAGGGAUACUCCGACGUGGAUCUCAAAAUCCAGCGGAGAUUCGUCCCAGGAGCCAUUGCUGCAGCAGUGAUGCUUAACGACGAGAAGACCUUGAGGAAGAUCUUAUCAGAGCACAGCGACUUCAAAGAGAGUACGACCAGCAAAGGCUUCCGCCCUCUGCAUGUGGCCGCCCAGACAGAAUCUAUGGCGGCCCUGAAAGUUCUCGUGGCCGCCCGAUGCGAGCUGGAUGCCCCGAGCAAAAGUGGCGCGCCACUGCAUGUGGCCGCCAGGGAGGGGAACGAAGUUGCCGUGCAAUUCCUGCUCAAGGUCAAAGCAGACGUCAACGCCGUGGUCGAACAGCAGACUCCCCUGCUUGUCAGCAUCGAAGGCUCACAGAUCACAGUCACGGGCACCCUGCUCGACGGGAAAGCAGAUCCCAACUUCGCGCCUCCUGGACAGUUCACGCCUCUUCAGCUCGCUGCACGCACCGACCAGGCGGCCAUGUGCGGCUUCUCGGCCGCCUUUUGCCUGAGCGCCAAAGGCAACCCCCAUGAUGUAUUUACUGGUAGAGCCUGCGCACUGGAGACCUCUUACAGUAGAAGCCCAAAAGUUGGAAACCCAAUAGCCUCAAUCCUUAAGAGUCAUAUAUAG